AUCCUUCACAGAGGAGCUGCCCAAAGCUUUCCCUCUAGCAGAAAGUAGGCAGUAGAGAAAGACCAGUCUGAGCGCCUGAGCAGUAAUGGCUCCCAGUGACUCCAUGGUCAGCGAGCAGACAGCGCUUUCUGUAGCUCCAGCCUUCUGCACAUUCCUGCGCAGACAAAUGAAGGAUUUCACACAGGCUUGAACCUCAGGCGCGGCCAGAAAACAUUAAUAAACUUUCCAGGUUCUGGCCGGGCUUGCACUAGUCAGACAGCAGCAGUCAGCUCCUCAGAAGGCAGUCCCAUGACGUCAUGCCCUAUAGGCUUGGGACAAGCUGAGAGCCUAUCUCUCAUUGUUUGCCUUUUCCAUUGGAAUGCUCACAUCUCAUGCCUGGGAGAAAACUGCCUCUCCGAGACGUCCGUCCCUCCAUGGGACAGCAGCAGCUGUGGCCGUUCCCUACAGCCCUACAGCCCCAGGCUAAAAAAGCUGAUUGAACAGGAAACAACAUACCAAGCUAAAAAAGAGAGAGAGAACCACAAAAAAAUAACCAAACUCCGAGAUGAGCUCACAAAGUUGAAGUCGUUUGCGUUAAUUGUGGUCGAUGAGCAACAGAGGUUAACUGAACACUUACAUGAACAAAGUGCCAAAAUCCAAGAGCUAACGUUAACUGCCCAAAAAGCACAGGACAAACUUGACACUACAGAACUAAAAGCAGAAGAAGAAGAGCAAAAAGCAAACAGACUUGAAACAGAACUUCAAACUCAGGAAAGUAGGUUCUUUCAAGAGCACGAAUCCAUGAUGGCCAAACUAACCAGUGAGGAAACUCAGAAUCGCCAACUCAGAUUAAAGCUGGCAGCUCUCAGUAGACAAAUCGAUGAGCUUGAGGAAACAAACAAGACACUGCGUAAAGCAGAGGACGAACUUCAUGACCUAAGAGAGAAGAUGAAUAAAGGAGAAUGUGGAAACUCCAGCCUCAUGGCAGAAGUUGAGGAGCUGAGAAAACGUCUGCUGGAAAUGGAAGGCAAAGAUGAAGAACUCAUAAAAAUGGAAGAACAAUGCAAAGAUCUAAACAAAAAAUUAGAAAAAGAAGCAUCACAAAGUAAAUCCCUUAAAGUAGAGGUAGACAAGCUGAGCAAAAGAAUUAAUGAGUUGGAAAAACUGGAAGACGCAUUUAAUAAAAGUAAACAAGAAUGUCAAUCUAUCAAAUGCACCAUGGAAAAAGAGCGAGCAGCCACCAAACAACUGUGUAAUGAACUAGAAAGUUUAAAAGUUCGAAUACGGGAGCUGGAAGCAACUGAAGUGAAGCUUGAAAAGACGGAAAAUAUACUAAAAGAAGACCUAACCAAACUAAAAACUCUGACUGUGUUGCUUGUGGAGGAACGGAAAUCACUAACAGAAAAAAUCAGGCAAACUGAGGAUAAAUUAAAGUCAGCUAAUACACAACUACAGCAGGAACAAAACAAAGUGACGUCUAUCACUGAGAAAUUGAUAGAAGAAAGUAAGAAGUCUCUUAAGUCCAAUGCAGAAUUACAGGAGAAGAUGUACACAAUCACAAAAGAUAAUGAAGAUCUCAAGUGCAAACUAAGAGCAGAGGAGGAGAAGGGAGAUGACCUAAUGUCCAAAGUUACUGUCCUCAAGAAGAAGCUUCAGUCCCUUGAAUCUAUUGAAAAGGAGUUUCUGAAGAACAAAAUGAAACAAGAAAGUAGGCAGCCAGAAGCAUUCUACCAAGAAAACAACAAAAUUAGAGAGCUCACGCAAGAGGUUGAAAGGCUAAAACACACCCUUAAGCAAAUGAAAGCAAUGGAAGAUGACCUCAUGAAAACAGAGGACGAGUUUGAAUCUCUGGAGAAAAAAUAUUACAAUGAACAGCAGAAAGCCAAAAUGUUUUCUGAAGAACUUGAAGUCAUAAAAAUUGAACUAGCAAACCACAAACUGGCUGAGAAAUCAGGAUCGUACCAAGAGAAAAUGUUACUUGCAAAGCUGAAGGAAGAAGAGGCAAGGUCAGGUCACCUUUCUAGAGAAGUGACGGCCUUGAAAGAAAAGAUCCAUGACUACAUGAAAACAGAAGAUAACAUUUGUCGUUUGAAAGGAGACCAGUCUGUCCUUCAGAGGAAGCUCAAUCAACAAGAAAACAGAAACAAAGAGCUGUCAAAAGAAAUGGAAAACCUCUCGAAAGAACUUGAAAGGUAUCGUCGGUUUAGCAAGAGCCUUAGACCUAGCCUUAAUGGACGGAGAAUUUCUGAUUUUCAAGUGUUUUCAAAAGAGGUGCAGACAGAUCCAACAUACAAUGAGCCACCCGAUUAUAAAAGUCUUGUUCCUUUGGAGAGAGCAGUUAUAAACGGACAACUUUAUCAAGAAAGUGAUAACGAGGACGAUGAGGCAAAUGAUGACGAUUCUGCUUUAACUUACAAGUGCAACUCCUCAAAUGGAAACUCUAUAAACAACAACAGAAAAGAAGUAUCUCCAUGGAAUAAGCCUAGUCAAGAACAGGCCCAAAAUGGGAAAGUACAUUUGAAACAAAAUGGAAACUACAUCCAUCCAGGAGAUAUGGUCCUUACACAUACACCUGGACAACCUUUACAUAUCAAAGUUACACCAGAUCAUGGACAAAACACAGCCACACUUGAAAUUACAAGCCCUACUAUGGAAAACCCACACUCCUUUACAAGUACUGCCGUAAUACCAAGUUGUGGGACUCCAAAACAAAGAAUAACAAUUAUUCAAAAUGGUUCAUUGACACCUGUGAAAUCGAGAGUAAUAGAUGGAUAUGUAACACCAGAGCAAGUAGUACCACCCCUUACAAUGACUUCUUUUGUACGGCCUAGGAGCCCAGACUCAUGUGGUUCUAUAACUCCCGAGAGAACAAUGUCCCCUAUCCAGGUAUUGGCUUUAGCAAGUUCUUCUAGUUCCCCAGAUCGGAUGCUUUCUCCAGAACCUAUGGAAAUUGGUGGAACACAUGCAGUUUUUCGAGUUUCCCCUGACAAACAGACUGGUUGGCAGUUUCAAAGGUCAAACAGUUCUGGUUCAACAUCAAGUGUAAUAACUACUGAGGACAAUAAAAUACACAUCCACUUAGGAACGCCCACCAGUCCCUUCACGCCCGUGCAAGAGAAAAGACAUUCACUGACUAACGGGACUCCAAAUAAACCCACAAAUAAAAUCACCAGCAGUAUUACAAUAACACCAACAGCUACUCCACUAUCACGGCAAUCACAAAUUACAGUGUCAGAAGAGGCAUUUCAUGGCGGUCCGCCAACUCGGAUUCCAAAACCGAAAGCCUGGACCACAUCCAAGCUACCCAUUAAAAAGCCCGUAGGAAAUGCAAUAAAUGGCGACCAGGUGAACAAAGACAAAUUCCAUUCACCAAGACCGGUGUCUAAUUUCCAGUGUGCGUCAAAGAGGUGAUCCCCGGGAGUGGAGGCGUCAGACAAUGUACUGCACCACUACGGAGGGGGUUCUUCGUUCUCAUUCUGUAUAUUGCUUAGUAGAGGUUACAAUGUAUGUCUAUGUGCGGGAUUUCUAUGGAUUUUAUUUUUAAAAAAUAAAAAAAAGUUUCAAAAAUGUAAAA
Messenger RNA from Bufo gargarizans (Asiatic toad), 3553 nucleotides. RefSeq names its product filamin A-interacting protein 1-like. Lineage: Eukaryota; Metazoa; Chordata; Amphibia; Anura; Bufonidae. The coding region runs from base 289 to 3390 and encodes 1033 amino acids. The record is from RefSeq and is a predicted model, not a curated record. The transcript is spliced from 3 exons.